GUGGUUUUCAUUGGAUGAUUUAAUCGAAGAGUCGCGGUAACUUUGAAGACUUUCAUAUUCGAGAUAAAGAAGAGGUUAACUGACAACAGGAAGCUGUUCCCAUUAUGUCAGGGGGGAAGGUAAUCCCAGUAAGGGUUGCUGUACGUGCCCGUCCACUCAUAUCAAAAGAGGCGAAUGAAGGGUGCCAGAUUUGUGUCAGCGUCACACCUGGUGAGCCACAGAUCAUCUUAGGAAAGGAUAAAGCCUUUACAUAUGAUUAUGUCUUCAAUCCCGCACAGAGUCAGCCAUAUGUAUACCAAGAAUCGGUUUUCCCAUUAAUUAAACACAUUUUUAAAGGAUAUAAUGCUACAGUGUUGGCCUAUGGACAGACAGGAAGUGGAAAGACCUUCACCAUGGGAGGAUGCUAUGAAGCUUCACUGAGCGAGGACGAGACUGAGAUGGGAAUUAUACCAAGAGUAAUAAGAGAACUCUUUAACGGUAUUGCAGACAGGCCAGAGUCUGACUUUGCAGUGAAAGUUUCUUAUUUAGAGAUUCAUAAUGAAGACAUUAAUGAUUUACUCUGCCCACCUGCAAAGCAAGAGCCAUUGUCCAUCAGAGAAGAUUUGAAUGGAGAGAUAAGGUUGCCAGGUUUGUCUGAAGUUGUUGUUCAGAGCUUUGAAGAGACCAUGAACUGUCUUCAGAGUGGUUCAAGUGGACGAACAACAGGUUCUACAGCUAUGAACACACAUUCUAGCCGUUCUCAUGCAAUUUUCACUAUUCACAUUGAGCAAAAGAAAAAACAGGAUAUGGAUGAUGUUUGUAAGUGUAAGUUUCAGUUAGUUGAUCUGGCUGGUUCAGAGAGAGCCAAGAGGACUCAGGCGGUAGGGGAGAGGUUUAAGGAAGGCGUCAACAUAAACAAAGGGUUAUUGUCACUAGGUAAUGUCAUCAGUGCGCUUGGGGAAGAGAAUCAGGCCAGAAAUCACAUCCCAUACAGAGACAGCAAACUAACUAGGCUACUGCAAGACUCUUUGGGUGGAAACAGUUAUACUCUGAUGAUUGCGUGUGUAAGUCCAGCAGAUUCAAACAUGGAGGAGACCCUGAACACUCUGAGAUACGCCGACAGAGCCAGGAAAAUAAAAAACAAACCCAUCAUCAACAGAGACCCUCAGGCGGCGGAGAUCUAUCGUUUGAAACAACUGGUGCAACAGCUACAAGUGCAACUGGUCAAUCCUGUUGGGGGAGCGUCCUUGAUGAGUAUUGACACAACGUCAUCAUCAUCAUCAGAAGAUUUCAAAUCUAUCGCAGAGAAAAACAAACAGUUGGAGGAGGAGAACAACAAGCUGUCGUGUGAGUUACAGAGAGCCGUAGAUCAGAGCACCAGUAUGUGUGAGAAGGCUAUCCGACUGGAGCUCAAGUGUGAGAAACUAAAGACCAAACUGGACAAGCUCAAGUCAGACACCAAGAUAGAUCUGGAGGUUCUUGGUACCAGUGUAAAUGCAGAACAGAACCCUGAAGCACAAGAACAGAUAGAAAAGAUCCGCACAUUGACUGUCAGUAUACAUCAGGAGGAGCUUGAUGAAGGCCCAUUGUCUACGGUUGAAGAGGAGGAAGAGGAAAACGAGAAUGAUUUGUCCCAAGGAACCCCAGACACUCGAGCUUUUUCAAAAGAAUUCACCAUGCGUCAGGCAAAAAUGAACCGGGAACUUCAGGAGCUCAACCGACUUCUGGAUAAGAAGGAAACUCUGGCAACACAGAUGACCUUGAAUGAUGAUCAGAUGAAAUCGCUCCGUGACCAUCAUGAGACGCAGAUGAAAGAAUUGGAGCAUCAUUUAGAGUUAGCUCAGAAACAGAAAGAAGAAAUGCAACAAGCCCUAGAGGAUGCGAAGAGUAAUGCAAAUGCCAACAGGAUUGCCGAGCAGAGAAGGAAACGAUUGAAGGAACUGGAACAGCAGAUAUCACAGCUCCGAAGGAAGAUGACUGAACAGGAGAAAAUGCUCAAGAUGAAAGACCAGACGGACAAAAGUGUCUGCAAGCUUCAGGGAGAAAUCCAGGGAUUAAAACACCAGAGAGUGAAGUUGAUGAAACAGAUGAAGGAAGAUUCUGAUGAGUUCAGAAAGUGGAAGCGGCAAAAGGACAAGGAAGUAGCUCAGCUGAUGCAGAAAGACAGGAAGAGACAAUUUGAGAUCGCUAAGUUACAGCGACAGAAUGAACGUCAGCAGUCAGUACUCAAGCGUAAAAGUGAAGAGGCUUCAGCAGCGAAUAAAAGGUUGAAAGAGGCAUUAGCAAGACAAAAACAAAUUCAAGAGGAGAGAGCGAAUAAACUGGAGACAUAUAAUUCAUCGACUAUUGGAAACAGAGUCCGAUCAUGGUUGAGUCAUGAAUUGGAAGUCCGGAUCAGCAUUAGGGAGGCUAAGUAUCACCUGGAGCGUCUACUGAAUGAUAGGAAAGAGAUAUCCAAACAAAUCAAAGAGCUGAAGGAGAAGGUGGAGGACGAAUCAGACGGUCCACCAAUCAAAAAACUGGCCUGGCUAGCCGAGAACGGCGACAAGACCGAGGUCAGUUUUGAAGUGGACAAGAUUAAUAAGCAGAUUGUGUCUUUACAAGGAGAGAUGGUUGUGAGGAAUGCCCAGAUCUCUGAACUGCAACAGAAGAUAGUGGAUGCUGAUCAAGACAUAAAGGGCAAAAUAUCCUGGGAUACUCUCCAUACAAUGGUGGAGGCUAAAUGUGCUCUGAAAUGGCUGAUGGAGCAGGCAGUUUGUUCAAAGACUGACUUAUCAAGGAUGCAGGGAAGGCUGAAGGACUCCGAGUUUAAUGACAAUGACCACAGGGAGGAAAUAGAGAAGUUGGAGAUGGAGUUGUCUGCCCUUGUGCGUAAACAUGAGAAGAAAGUCACAGCACUACAGAAACAACAUGAGGAGAAGGUACUUUUCUUGUUGAACAAGAUGAAAGGAAGUGCUAAUGUUGAAUCUGCAGAUGAAGAGCUUAAAGAGCAUCUCAAAUUCCAGGAGGGGGAAAUUGAAAGAUUGAGUUCCAUGGAGGAAGAGUUACAAAAGAAGUCUAAGGAGUGUGAAGAGUUGAAAAAGCAAAUGACUAGAGCCAUGUAUCAGAAUAAAAGGAUGGCCCUCUUACCCAAUAUUGAUGACCCUCAUGCAUCUCCAUUUCUCUCACCUACUUUAAAACCUAAGAUUAAGAAGAGGAAAAAGAAAGAGGUGGAGAUUGAGGAGGAUUGGGAGGAGACAGAUGAGGAGAGUUUCCUUACAGAAGAUGAUACUAGUGAUGAGGACUGGAGGGCUACACCUAUGUACAAAAGGAAGGGGAUGAAGAGGAAAACUGUCAGUGUAGACGAUUCCUCAGUUAGUGACAAAUCCACCAGCGAUAAGCAGACGACAGAGACUUCACAGUUAACCCGACAAAAGACCAGUGCAACUGCUCUGAUUUGCAAGUGUAAAACCAACUGCAGCAGUCGACUAUGUUCAUGUAAAAAGAAGGAAAACAUGUGUACAAGUGAAUGUGGAUGCAACGCCACAAAGUGUAAAAACAGGGAAACCACUCCUGAUCAGGGAAAUAAUGAAGAUGGUGAUCCACAAGCCACCUUGAAUAGUACAUACAACCUGGAGGAGACCAGUGCUAAGGAAAACAUUCCCGUGAAUCCUCUGAAAGAUUUCAUAAGUUUCAAUGAGGGAAAUCGUAGUUCUGAUGAAUUUGUGGUGCCAUCCACCAAUAAAUCUAAACAAACUGAUACCGAGGCUAAGAUUUUGGAAGGGGGAGUCAAAAAGAGGAGAAAACUGUUCAGCAUGAGUGCCAGGAAUAACAGUACCAGUUUUUUUGGCCCUUUAGAUUGAAUGAGUAGUUACAGAAACUUUACUUGGUAAAGAUCUCUACAGGAUAGUAUGUAGAUAUGAUAUUCUUAAACUUAAUGUCUUUAUAAAAGAUCUCAUGAAAUGAACUGAAACGUAUAUACUGCAUGGCAGAAUUUCUUUCAGAAACUACUACACACAUAUUCAUUUGAUUUGAAAAAUUUCUAUCAUUUAUCAAACAUUUUCAAAAAAAAAAAAUAUUAUCAAACAUUUAAAUUCACCAUAGCAAUCUGCAUGUAUAGUAUUGAUGUGUUGUGUUUAUAUGUAGAUUAUGAAUUAUGUGAAAUAAGUAAUAUAUGGUAGCAAUAUGUGAAGUGUAGGAUGUUUUAAUUGUAUCCGUUGUUUGAUACGUACUUGUAGUGGAAUAUAUCUGUAGUCAAGUGUUUUUACUUGUGUACAUCACUGUUUCCUUAUUAGGGAGGAAUAUGUAAAAUGAAUGAUAAACGAAUAGAAAGCAUUCUGUGUGAAUUGGUGGUCAUUAAACUGUAUAAUGAAUUGA
Molecule: messenger RNA, 4335 nt
Organism: Ostrea edulis (European flat oyster)
Lineage: Eukaryota; Metazoa; Mollusca; Bivalvia; Ostreida; Ostreidae
Product: chromosome-associated kinesin KIF4-like
Exons: 25
Coding region: 105-3821 (1238 amino acids)
Biological process (GO): microtubule-based movement; mitotic spindle organization
Molecular function (GO): ATP binding; microtubule motor activity; microtubule binding
Source: RefSeq, a predicted model, not a curated record